Molecule: messenger RNA, 1980 nt
Organism: Fusarium fujikuroi IMI 58289
Lineage: Eukaryota; Fungi; Ascomycota; Sordariomycetes; Hypocreales; Nectriaceae
Product: related to proteoglycan
Exons: 1
Coding region: 1-1980 (659 amino acids)
Source: RefSeq, a predicted model, not a curated record
AUGGAACGGUCAAAGCGCGUUAGGGCCUUCUGGGCUCUCAACCUGUCUCUUCUUCCAACUGUGCUGGCUGCCGCCACUUGCAGCGAGCUAUCCGGCAGCAUUUACAGCGGCCCUAACAACAACAAAUUCGAUAUUCUAUGCGAUACUUCUACAGUUGGCGGGCACAUCACUGCCUAUUAUUCUCAGGGAGAUGAGUUUCAAGAUUGCGUGGAUCGAUGCGACGAUGACGAUACUUGUCUUGCUGCAUUGUUCCUAAGCUCAAGCGGCGACUGUGCUUUGAUAGACACCUUUACGAGCACUAGGUCGUUCAGCGGCAAUGAUCUUGCUAUUAGGACGGUAGUGCCUGAGACGACGUCGACUGAGGCUACUACUUCUGAGGCUCCUACAUCAACAGAUGUUACUACAUCAGAAGCCGCUACAUCUACAGAAGCCGCUACAUCUACAGAAGCCGCUACAUCAACUGAAGGUACUUCGACAGAAGCUACUACAUCAGUGGCUAGUACUGCAGAGGCUUCAACAUCGGAAGCUGCUACAUCUCAGGCAACAACAUCAGACACAUUAACGAUAUCAGCGACGUCAGAGACCUCAUCGAUAUCUUCAUCAUCUGUAUCAGCAGAAGAUACAACAUCAGGAUUGGCAUCUACAUCAGAGCCUUUGUCAACAUCUGCAGCGGUAUCAACAACCUCACAGCUGUCGUCGUCAGCGGAAUCUACAUCAGAGACCUCAGCCUCUGUGGAGUCCACUACAGCUACUACCUCAACUACAGAGUCAUUGUCCACCAGUACCUCCAGUGCUGAGACAUCAACUGACGAUUGCGAUGAUGAGACGUCAUCCCUUGAGACCUCGACUACUGUGACUACAUCUACAGCAACAGGGUCCGAGAUACAGCCAACGACCUCAACCACUGACAAGCAGAGUUCCCCCACUACAACCAAUGAAUCAUCCGAGGUCUCCACUUCCGCUCCUUUAGCUACCUCAACUGCGUCAUUGUCAUCUUCUCUGACGACAACAGAAGGUCAAGCUUCUCUAUCAACAUCUCUUCCAACCUCUGCUACAAGCCAAACAGGCUCCUCUCUGUCUACGUCUUCAGGUACUACAGUAACUCAGACUUAUACAACCUAUAGCCAGAUAGCCUCCUCGUCUGGUUCUUCGUCUUCUGGAACCAAGGAGGUUGGCUCCAAGACACUUUCGACCUCUGGUGCCACUGUCAUCAAGACAACAUCUGGAGGUCAUGUUGCAACGCCUUACCCUACUGCUUACAACGUCUGGACUGUUUAUCUUACGUUGGUCGAGUAUGUCACUUGCAGCACUGGUGUAGUUACCGAGACAGUUACUACUUCCGAAUAUGUCACUGUGGGCAGUAACGGUGGGAGCUAUGGACCUCCAGUGGUUACAACGCCUGCUGGAUGUAUUGGAGGUUAUCAGGUUGAUGCUAGCGGCCACAGCUAUCCCGUGGCACAACCUACGAAGGAUUCUCCUGCCAACUCACCUGGUGGCGCGUAUAGCCAGCCAUCUGUUCAUCCUGUACCGGGAUCACCAGGCAACUCUCCAUCUGGCCAUGAGACCGGCAAGCCUCAUACUCCUACGCCAGCUGCAGAAUCUCAUGGAAACUCCCAACCAGGACAGGGUGGUAAGCAACCUUCUGUUCCUGGUCAAGGCUCUGAUGAGCCCAAUAAUAGCGAGCCUCAGCAGCCACAAGGUGGCGCUACCCAGACAGUUAUCUCUGCAUACCAGUCUGGUGCCUCAGUAAAUCCUUCACCGUCAUCGGCUAUUCAUCAGGGUCAGCAAGGCAUCUCAACGACUUUCACUACCGAAGCAAGCGUUACCGAGAUGCAGGUACCUAAGUCCACGCACAGUGGUUCAUCGGAAGCUGGAGAGGCACCAUAUACACCAGUUAGUGUUUCCGGAGCCAACGCACAUCAGUGCAUGGUUUGGACAUUGGCCGCUGGAGCCCUCAUGGGGUUCGGACUGUUGUUCUAG